AUCCCCCAAAUCCCAACACCAUCCAUCACCCGCGAACCACUCGUAGCUAGCCGAAUCCCCCGCACUGCUCGCUCCCUCCGGCCAUGGCGCGCGCCGGCGUCUCCACCGCGCCGCUCUCCCGCCUGCACUCGCUGCCGCCGCCGCGUCCCGCGCUCCUGCACCACCGCCCGCAGCCCCACGUGCUCCUCCGCCCCCAGCGCAAGGCUCCCAGCACCGCCGCCGCGGCGCUGCCGACAGCCGCGGACCUCCCGCCGCUGUCCUUGCCCGCGGCCGCGGCCGCGGCCGCGGCGCUGGCGGCGGCGGUGUCUCUCUCCGACCCGGAGCGCCGGCGGCGCGCGCAGGCCGAGGCCGCGGGCGGCGGGGACAAGGAGGCCGUCCGCGCCUACUUCAACUCGACGGGCUUCGAGCGGUGGCGCAAGAUCUACGGGUCGGCGACGGAGGGCGUGAACCGCGUGCAGCUGGACAUCCGGGAGGGCCACGCGCAGACAGUGGCCAAGGCGCUGGCCAUGCUCCGCGACUCGCCGCUGCAGCUGGCGGGCGCCACGGUAUGCGACGCCGGGUGCGGGACGGGGUCGCUGUCCAUCCCGCUGGCGGCGGAGGGCGCGGACGUGCUGGCCUCCGACAUCUCCGCGGCCAUGGUGUCGGAGGCGCAGCGGCAGGCGCAGGCGGCGCUGGCGGCGCAGCCGGCGGGGUCCCCGUUUCGAAUGCCGCGGUUCGAGGUGCGCGACCUGGAGAGCCUCGAGGGGCGGUACGACGUGGUGGUGUGCCUGGACGUGCUCAUCCACUAUCCGCGGGAGGAGGCGCGUGCCAUGAUCCGGCACCUGGCCUCGCUCGCCGGGAAGCGGCUGCUCAUCAGCUUCGCGCCCAGGACGCUCUACUUCGACCUGCUCAAGCGCGUCGGCGAGCUGUUCCCGGGCCCGUCAAAGGCCACGCGCGCGUACCUGCACGCCGAGCGCGACAUCGAGGACGCGCUCCGCGAGGCCGGGUGGCGCGUCGCCAACCGGGGCUUCAUCUCCACGCAGUUCUACUUCGCCAAGCUCUUUGAGGCCGUGCCCGCCGGCUCCUCGUCGUAGCCGCAGGCGUGCGUGUUUCCCUGACGCAAACUGUGGAUAGAGAAUCGAGACGACACCGCAGUGGCUGUUUCUGUUUGUACUAGCAAUUCAAAUUUUGCUGUCGAGCUUGUAGAUUACUGCAGAUUGAAGAAGAGUUGUGCUCUGAAAGGAACCUUCGUUCACAAA
Panicum hallii is the source of this 1238-nucleotide messenger RNA. Its product is annotated as magnesium protoporphyrin IX methyltransferase, chloroplastic. The record is from RefSeq and is a predicted model, not a curated record. Bases 84 to 1073 code for a protein of 329 amino acids. NCBI's taxonomy places the organism in Eukaryota, Viridiplantae, Streptophyta, Magnoliopsida, Poales, Poaceae. The transcript has a single exon. Gene Ontology annotation, molecular function: magnesium protoporphyrin IX methyltransferase activity. Gene Ontology annotation, biological process: chlorophyll biosynthetic process.